GUGCAUGAGUGGGCAGGACUCAAUCCGGCUCGCAAAUUCCUGAAAGUCUCCCAUGGAGUGAAAUGUUCUGCUGUUUUCCCAAACGGAAGGCAUGCAACACACCAUUCUGAUCUGGAGGAAAUAGACUAUAGCAGUGAAUAAGGUAUAAGGGAGCUGUUUUCAUCCGCGAUUCCUGGAUUAAAAGCCUUUGGUUGCUUUGUUGGGGCAAAUCCAUUCAGUUUGCAUGGAGAGACUUGUGACAUCCCUGACUCAGCUUUAAACUGGAACUGUGUUGAAUUAAUAAGAAGUUGUGCAGUAACGUCCAGAAAGAGCCGAAAUCAUGUCUUCCAACAACACCUUUGGCAGCAGCAUACUGUUCCAGUCCAUCACGGAUGACUUGACUGCAUCUUUGGCGAUGGCGGAUGAGCGGUCUCGUGAGUUUAAUUCCCUCCUGCAGGAUAUGUCCUCUUGCAACACUGGAAGCUCUACAACAGAGAGUUUCAGCUUGAGCCCACAGAACACCACCAGCCCCACUCAGAUGGGCACCCAUAUCACUAGUGAUUCUACUGCUACUACCAGCAGAGAUGCAGGUGGAAGCGUCAUGAAUAGAGGCACAAUGUCUUUCUCCCAAACCACACCUUCAAUCAGAGCUUCAGAGCCCAAAAUUCCCUCAUCAGACUCCAUCUUUACCAGUGGUAGAAACCACCCGACCUCCCCAAACCCCCAGGCCUAUCAGUAUGCCUCUGCUCAACCUCGAAGCACCCGCACUGAGUCUGUCUACAGUCACGGAAGCCUGACACCCCCAAACCAGUCCCCGCGUACCCAACGCCGGACAUCGCCAAACAGUUCCAGGACACACGAGCGGAACAUGAGUGGCUCGUUCCCCUUUGCAGAGCUUUCACCUGGUUUAAAAUAUGACCAACAAUCUGCUUUUAACACGCUUCAAGUCCCAGCCAAACCAGUGGUUUCACCUAACUCGCCCACCAGUGGUCGUAGAUCACCCAGGAUGGACAGAGUUCCUUCUCCCGGACCUUUCAAACAAUCGCAAGCGAACACACUGCCAAGCAGUUUUGCUCCGAAUAAAACUACAGAUGAGGGUAUAGUGAGGCAGAGAACCCUGGCAAAAUGGAACGAGACAGACCUGGAUGUUUCGUAUGAAAGAAAACCGCACCACACAUACGACAAAAACGAGUGGAUCAGACCGACUGUCCCCAACAGCAACUGGAGAGAGUCCAACCUGGACUCACCCGUUGUACCUCGAAAGGACCCUCAUUCCCAUUAUCUCCCAUCACCCAACGGCUCCUUGCCCAGGAACGCCCGUAUCUCUGCGCCUCUUGAUCAUGUUUCACCCACCCAGCCAUCAUUUAACCAUCAGCCAAUCAUCUCCCGUGUCUCCAUCCCUCCUGCAUCAUCUGGGUUCCGCCCACGUAAGCCCAUCCCCCUGUCUGUCAUCAUGAAGCUCCAGAACCCAUACUCUGCAGCAGCCACCAGAUAUCCACAAGGCACAGAGGGUGAGCGUGAUCUCAGCAUGCCACGCCAGCCUUUGCCCCGAGAGUUGCUUUACCACUUUCAGCCUGUCCCUCAAGAGCAGAGACUGCCGCAAUAUUACGCAGAAGCCCCAAAGUCAAAUGUGGAAAAAAUAAACUCCCUUAAUAAGCCGUCCGCACACCCAGAAAGCCUGACUCCCUCAGCCGAGCAAAGCAAAGAGCCCAAAGUAGAAGUUAACACUGAUUCUGAGGUGGAGUCUGCUCCUCCUCGGCCCCUGAGCCCCACACGCUUGCAGCCAGUGGUGGACCCAGAGGCUCCUGUGGUCCCUGAUAAGGACGUAUUGCUCCAGAUCCGAGCUGAGAUCCCACGUGCUCUGAAGAGGCGUGGCUCCAUUGACCAUUCACGGAACAUGAAGAUGACACCCCUCCUUCAGCCCAACCAGUACAAGCAGAUGAUUAAACGAAUGUUCCGCAGGAAAGGAACCCACACGAAGGUUGAGACGGGGAGUGAGAGUAGCUCGUCAGAUGGAGAGGAGAGCGCACCAUCGAUAUCGAGCCCAACUUCGCUGAUCCCAAGCACGGCUCUGCCAGCCCAGCAGAAGUCAAUCCUGCGGAAGCCAAAAGGAAGCAGUGUAAAGGGGCCCCGUGCUCGUCUCAGCCCUCUGGUCCUGUUGCUGGAUGGUGCUCUGGUUGGGGAGCUGGACACGGUGCAGAGAGCCAUACAGGAGAUGAGUGACCCAAGCCAGCCAAAUGAUGAAGGUAUCACCGCCCUUCAUAAUGCUAUCUGUGGUGCGCACUAUGCUGUAGUGGAGUUCCUUGUACGCAUCGGUGCCAAUGUCAGCGCCCCAGACAGCCACGGCUGGACACCCCUGCACUGCGCUGCCUCAUGUAACGACCGGGCACUGUGCGAGUUUCUGGUGCGUAAUGGUGCAGCCGUCAUGGCAGUGACGGAGAGCGAUGGAGCCACAGCGGCGCAGAAGUGUGACCCGUAUGCUGGGGGUUAUGAAGAGUGUGAGAGCUUCCUUAGAGGAGUGGAGGAGGCGAUGGGUGUGGAGAACAGCGGUGUGCUGUACGCUCUGUGGUCUUACCCAGCCCAGGCACAUGAUGAGCUGACCUUCAAGGAGGGAGACAUGGUGACCAUCCUGCAGAAACCCGAGGGAAUGGACUGGUGGUGGGCUUCACUCUGCGGCCGAGAGGGCUUCGUCCCAAAUAACUAUUUUGGGCUUUUCCCAAAGGUGCGGCCAAAAUCACUGUGCUAGAGGUCCCUCUACAGGCCCAGCUCCAGUAAUACACCACAGAAUCACCUACAAUAUGUCCAAGAUGUCUUUGUUGUUGUUCCUGUAGUAGUCAUUGCAUUUUCUUGAUGAUGUACAUUUGUAUUAAGGGCUUGGAAGUAGAGUUGCAUGUGUAACGUUGUAGACAAAUUAAAAAUCUAGUAGUAUCUAAAUCUGACCGGUUGAAUAAAUUGCCAAAUUCUAAUCAAAGUUUGCUUUCGUUGUUUGGCAAACGUUACUUCCAAGCCCUCGAGAUAUCCGGAAGUGGUACCUUUUCUACUAUAAAUAAUCUAUACAGAUUCAGAUUGUAGGGAGUUUCUACUUGAGGACUUGUUCAUUUAUGGGUUUUAGAGCUACUUUAACUUGCUUUUAUAAAAUGAUUGUGAUCUCUGAAGUCAUGUGGUUCAGUGAUGAUUACAGCAGUUAAGAAGAUGCCUUACCUUACCGGGUCGAGCAAGCUCGGCUAUGCAUGACCCUUUCCUUUCAAACGGCCCUAUCGCUCAUCAGAGCUGGUAGUUCCUCGGACCUACAUCCUGUUGUCAUCACACAGUUGGUCGAUGUAGGUCCUUUUAGGGCGGCCUUUAGAUCCAGUUAAAACUAAUGACUGGUAUUGAUGUAUUUAAUAUUGAUUUGGCAGCAUUUAAUCCUAAACCCCUUAUAAAAUCUGCAUGCAGGCCUGGGGAAACUCAUUACAUGGUCGAAUUUUGUACUAUAAGGGAUGUAUCUCAACCAGAAUGAAAGAUCUACCGUUUAAGUCUGGUUACGUCAAAAGUGAAAAGGAAGGAAACUGCAUUUAAUUUCAACUCCACAUCGACAUUUAUAAUGUAACAUAUUUAAGGAAAAGCAAUUACAAUUUCUCCUGUUCUGAUGUUUAAAGUGAACAUUAACUGAAGCUCUUGAUUUGUAUCUGCAUGAUUUGAUGCAUUGCGCUGCUGUCAAGGGAUCGGCUGAUUAUAGAACUGCAUCAAACAGCAGGUGGAUGGGUGUUCCUAAUAGGGCAGAUAGUGAGUGUAUAUAAAAUGUUUUUCUAUUUAGAUUACUUUCAGCUCUUUGCUCAUCUUUUGUGGCUGCCAGAAUUCAGGUUUUCACAGACCACCACAAGCAUACAAAGGUUUAAAUAUGCUAAAUGUGAAGUUCUCUUUAUAAAUGAUGGGCUCCGUGGCUGAAGUGCCAAUUAAUUGAAGGUUUUGUGUUCAAAUCCUAGGUUUAUUAAAGAGACCUGAAAUAAACGAUUAAACUUUAGCUGCUGUAUUUGGAUUAGAUUCUCUCCCACGUGAAUGCCCAUGAUUACCAUGAGAUCACAGCAAAUGAAAUGCUUGUCAUCUCAAAGAUUGGUUAGGAAUUUGUUCGUAUAGCAUCUCAGUAUUGAUUUUAGAUGUGAGUAUUGAUUCGAGUGCGUGUGUGUGAGUGUGAGAGAGAGAGGGGGAGAGAGGUUUGUUGUGCAUUAGCAUCAUACAGAUGUAUCAUGAUCGGAUUUGUAUGAAUUUGAGAUUUAAAUCUGACUUUUGUCACUAAAAAUUCUCGUAAAUCCACUCUUGUAACUACAGACUGGCAGUUUAGUGUACAGGGUUUAUCCUUGUUGUUUCUUAUUUUAGUCCUUUUGUGAAAUGUUUACCACUUUUAUAAGCGACCAUUAAUCCUGCACAGUACUUUGCAUAGAAUGCAUUUUUAAUGUCACCAUUCAUACAGAGAAGUGUUUUGGUAUCACUUUACCUGUUUAACACCCCCCAAUCCACCCCUUUCCAUGACUGAGAAUGAAUGUUGAUUUUCCUUUCAAGUCAUUAAGUCCUGGUAAUUGAGUGUGGGAUUAUUAUAGUAUUGUGUGUGUGUGUGUGUGUUCGUUCACUGGUACAGGCUGUUACAAAAUAAAAGUAAACAUAGUAUUCUCUGUGAUGCAGUAAAAACAUAGAUAAACUUGUAUAAAACAGGAA
Messenger RNA from Neoarius graeffei (lesser salmon catfish), 4671 nucleotides. It is a transcript of the gene ppp1r13l, whose product is annotated as protein phosphatase 1, regulatory subunit 13 like. Gene Ontology annotation, biological process: regulation of transcription by RNA polymerase II; positive regulation of cell differentiation. The record is from RefSeq and is a predicted model, not a curated record. Lineage: Eukaryota; Metazoa; Chordata; Actinopteri; Siluriformes; Ariidae. The coding region runs from base 320 to 2725 and encodes 801 amino acids. Gene Ontology annotation, molecular function: transcription factor binding. The transcript is spliced from 14 exons.